Molecule: messenger RNA, 228 nt
Organism: Funneliformis geosporum
Lineage: Eukaryota; Fungi; Glomeromycota; Glomeromycetes; Glomerales; Glomeraceae
Source: the annotation of a GenBank genome assembly
AUGUCUCAGACCUUUGAUGAAGGAUCAGUUUAUAACGGCUCGUCAAGGCGUCAUGAUCCAUGGUUGAAGCUCGAUCAAAUUCUCUGUCAAGAUUUUGUGACCUUUAAAGAAGAUUAUCCAUUUUUAUCAAGUGGUCAAUAUUCUUGGAGGAAGAUAUCAGGUUUUAUUGAUCCUGUUGUAAAUGGUCGAGAUCUUUCUAAGAAAAUAUCCGAUUUAUCGAUCCCAUAA